AAUCGUUUUAAUUUGCUACAAAAUGCUGACCGUUUCAGUAUUGAAUAUGUGGUUUUAAUUCGCAUAACUGUUCAAAAUAAAUUCAUUAACAAAAUGAAUUGUUCCAAAUAUACAUGAAAUCCUCCCAAAAAAUGGCAAACAUCUCACCACACCCUCUUCUUCUUCUCACUUUUGCAGCCCUCUUCAUUUUAAAUUCACCAGCAACAAUAUUUGCAGAAAAAGAAGUUUCUGCAGGAGGAUUGAAACCCGCAUCAAAAUCACAGAACGAACGAUACAGAGCUGUCAAUGAAUUGUGCAACCAAAGAACAAGCAGAGAAGCCAUAGAUUUCUGCACUAAAGCCCUGAAAUCAGAUCGCAGAAGUGCUUAUGCAAAAGACAACGUAAGUCUUCUUCUGAUUUCCGUUGAUUUAGCAAGGGGGGAGAUAAACAGAACCAGGGAUUACUAUGCUUCAAUUUUAUUCAAGCUUCAAAACAAGAAGUCCUCAAAAUUUGUGUUGGCCCUCAAGGAUUGCGUCUCUGCUUAUGAUUGGGGGAAUGAAGAACUGAGUCUUAUUCCCACAGAGUUAAGAAAAGGCCCUGCUUUUGCAGGCUACGAUGCUAAGAUUGCCCAUGAUGCUCUGCAACGGUGUACUGACACUUUAAAUCAGCACAAAAUUUCUAAUCAUUCGGUUUUAGCAAGACACAGAAAUUCAACCGACUAUGUUCAGCUCUGUGUGGAUAUUACUUUGGCUAUUAAAUGAAAAUUGUGUUAUCGGCUGUGCCAAAAUGAUUGUUCUUUUUUUUUUUUUGGCUGCACUAAUAAAAACACAAAUCAUUUCCAGAUGCAGAGGGUAGGAAUCUAUCAAUAAAUUAGUGCUGAAAUUACGUAUCAUCAAUUCCAGAUUCAUC
Molecule: messenger RNA, 888 nt
Organism: Oldenlandia corymbosa var. corymbosa
Lineage: Eukaryota; Viridiplantae; Streptophyta; Magnoliopsida; Gentianales; Rubiaceae
Source: the annotation of a GenBank genome assembly